Molecule: messenger RNA, 3579 nt
Organism: Danio rerio (zebrafish)
Lineage: Eukaryota; Metazoa; Chordata; Actinopteri; Cypriniformes; Danionidae
Source: RefSeq, a predicted model, not a curated record
UCUAGCGACACCCAGCGGCUAUGAGUCCCACAUCCCGGUUCUUUCUCUAUGGCGUCCUUUUACAAUUUUUUUCAUGACGGGGAUUUCCUGAGGAAGUCAGACCAGGGGCUUUCCAGUUUACGAGUGAAGAUAUCAACAGCACCCUUGCCACAGUGGCGGCUUCUCUACCUUUUCGUGCACCUCAACCGAGCCCAUUUCAGAACAUUCCGAUGUCAAAAUGACCCGAUUUGAUCCGACGGCCGUUGUAGCCUGUUUGAGAAGCGAGGACGCAGCCGUGGCCGCGUAAAUUUGGACGUUGUUGUCUCGGUGUGUGUCUGUCUGUCAUAUGAGUGGACCAUCCGUGGCUCCAUUCGUGAAAUUCUUCAGAGAAACACGGUUGGAACAUCGGACGACAUCGCUGACCAACUGAUUCAUGUCAUGUCCGCAGGGCGUAAUGUGGAACAGCAGAUUCCCCUGCAGCAGCGUCCUCCAUCUCUUGCCAUGCCCUCCAUGGCCCAGCGGCCCAGGCCCGAGCCAGGCUUCUCUCCCCUGCACGGCGGUUUCCGGGACCACUUUGUCACGACGCCUGAGCCCAAGUAUUGCUGUGAGACCUGCAGGCUAGUGCUCUGUAACCCACGCCAGACUGAGUGUGGACAUCGCUUCUGUGAAAGCUGCAUCAAUGAACUGCUCAGUAAGCCUAACCCAGUGUGUCCAGCUGAUCUACUACCACUUUUUGAAGAUAAGAUAUUCCGGGAUGUUUGCUGCAAUAGGGAAAUCAUGGCUCUUAAGGUCUACUGCCGAAGUGAGAAAAAUGGAUGUAAAGAACAAAUGUGUUUACAGCAGGUCAUGGAGCAUUUGGUAAUUUGUCCAUAUUUCGAGGUGCCGUGUCCUUUGGGAAAGUGUAAGGAGAAGAUGAUGAGGAAAGAUAUGCCCGAGCACCUAAGCCGCAAAUGCAAACACCGAGAGGUCACCUGUGAAUUCUGCAGUCUCAAAAUGGCCCUCACUGAAUUACAGCUGUCAAGUCACCAGCAUGACUGUCCAAAGGCUCAGGUGACCUGUUCCUUCAUUCGCUACGGAUGCUCCUACAAGGGGCUGAAUCAAGAGAUGAGGGAGCAUGAGUCCAGUUUUGCAUCUGAGCAUCUAAGAAUGAUGGCAGUCAGAAACACCACACUAGAAGCCAAGGUUGAAGAUGUGAAGAGUGAGUUGAUGGAGCGUUAUAAAGUUCUGCCGAGUCUCAGCAGUCGUCUUGCUGAGGUGGAGCGUCAGUAUGAGGAGAUGAGAGAAAAGAACAGGCAGCUGGAGCAGAAGCUGGUCAGCAUGCAGAUGUUGAUGAGCUCUCACUCAGAGAAGCUGCUGGAGGUGGAGAUGGAGCUGCGGGAGCUCCGUCCACUGCGGGCCAUGAGGGAGGAGGUGGAGACUCUCAGGGGCUCUGUGGAGAGCAUGCGCUCGAUGGUCUCUUCUCUUGACUCAAGCUGUGUCAAUUCUGCUUCUGGUUCUCAUACCCUGGCCUCCUUAGAGCAGCAGCUCACACGCCAUGAUGACCUGAUGAGCGUUCACGACGUGCGGCUGGCAGAGAUGGAUCUGAAGCUGCAGGUGCUGGAGACGGCCAGCUUCAAUGGUACUCUCAUUUGGAAGAUUCGGGAUUACAAAAGGCGGAAACAGGAAGCUGUGGUCUCCAAAACCCUUUCGCUCUACAGCCAGCCCUUUUACACAGGGUAUUUCGGCUAUAAGAUGUGCGCCCGCGUCUAUCUCAAUGGAGAUGGGAUGGGCAAAGGCACACAUCUCUCGCUCUUCUUCGUGGUCAUGCGUGGUGAAUAUGAUGCCUUGCUACAAUGGCCGUUUAAACAGAAAGUAACAUUAAUGCUAAUGGACCAGGGGCCGGCAAGAAAACACUUAGGCGAUGCCUUUAAACCGGACCCCAGUAGCAGUAGCUUUCGCCGGCCCACUGGCGAAAUGAACAUCGCAUCAGGCUGUCCGCUUUUUGUGGCUCAGACUGUGCUAGAAAAUGGAACCUAUAUCAAAGACGACACCAUCUUUAUAAAAGUGACUGUAGACACUUCAGACCUCCCUGACCCUUGAGUUCAACUUCAGCGGGUCCAACUAAAAUCAAGAGUCACGCAGAGCCCCUUCCAGCCAAGACUUCAGAGGGCGAUGCUGAACAAGGAGCAUCCCACAAGUGUGGGGUUCUAACAGACCAAAUCAGGAGUUUGGGCUCGUGUGAUGGCGUGCUCUUCUGGAAACAACAGUGCCUUGCUGGGCUAGAUGGUUACAGCCUUUAAGAGGAGCACAGAGUAGACGAAAUCUCCCAAGUCAACCACAUCUCAAAUGCAGCGAAGAGUAAGACGUCAACUCUAAUCCAAGAGACAUUCUCGAGGAAAAACAAAAGUGAAUGGUUACUAGAUCAGAUUCCCAACCUCGUUCCUGGAGGCACACCGACAGUACACAUUUUAAACUUGUCUGGCUCUUAAUCUAAUCCGGAAAUGUAAGGAAGAUGGUGUACUUUUAAGUGUGUGUCCAGUAAAAUGGUUGGCACGGUUGAUUAACAUCCAGCCCAAAGUGAAAGGAAGCCGUUAACGUUUGUCAUUGGGUUUGCCUUCAUUGAGUAUGAAUGCAGCUGAGGCUAAUAGUCUUUGUAAAGUCUGGAAGGUAACCCUUUGUGUUUGGUAAUUAUGACAAGAUUUGUGUUUGAUGGUUUUUUGGUGGUUGUGUUUAAUAUGCAAAUCAGUACUUGAGCUGACAUCUGAUGUGUUGUGGUGGUGUGAUGAGAACAGUUGACAUGAAGAGGAGUAUUGUGACUAGGAAGUCUUGUUUCUGUUGGUGGGCGGGCGGUGGAUGUGUUUCUGUGUAGUGGAUAUAAAGGACCUGACUAUGAGCAUUCAUGAAGGACUACAUUGGCACUAAACAGUGAGCCUGUGCUGGUUCCAUUGUCAAAAAAAGCAAAACCUCAGUUUUAAUGCAUGUAAAACCUAUUCUUACUUGACUUAACCUUCCCUGCGUUUACCACUUUGACACAUUAUUUAAUGUAAUGUUCCAAUUAAUAGAUGCUAUGCAUCCAAACCUAUUUUGUGCUUUUUUUUUUUGUAUUUUAUUUUUGAAAACAGUCUGAAAUAAUGCCUUUAUGCUUCCAGCCAUGCUGCCAGAGACACAUACAAUAAUCCAGAUCAUUUUUCAUGGUAGGGAUGGUUUUUGCACAAGUAUUGUUUGAAUGUGUAAUACGUGUAUACAUAUAGCAGUAUAAAAUUGUUCUGUUCUUAUAGAUGUGUCAAACUGAAGUCCUUUUUUAUCAGAAAAUCUUAAAUAGAUCUUCCUAUGCAAGUCAUCUUGCUAUACCUGGCUGCGGAAAUUUUUGUUUUAACAUACUUUUUUGUUAUUUGAACUGUUUUAAAUAACUGACCAACAAUAACCACAUUAAAAUUAAGAUACAAAUUACACCAAAUGAAAAGAGGAUUUUUACAACAAAAAACUGUGCGCCAUGCAUGCCCGUCCACUACACCACUGAUGCAUGUGCACUUUUAUGUCAUUUACAUUUUAUUUGUAUUUAUUGGCUGUAAAUGCUAUCCGUUUAUAUUGUUUUAUACCAAUAAACCUUUCAAAGGGGGC